Molecule: messenger RNA, 759 nt
Organism: Thlaspi arvense
Lineage: Eukaryota; Viridiplantae; Streptophyta; Magnoliopsida; Brassicales; Brassicaceae
Source: the annotation of a GenBank genome assembly
AUGGCUGACCCUAAGAAUCCUAUCACUGAACCUAAAGCUAUAAGCCAAGCUUCUUCUUCAUCGUCAGUUACUAUUGUGCCAGCUCGCACGUGCGGUGACAGUCUCUCUGGCUCUGCCACGUGUGAAAAUUCUUGUCCACUUGCUACUAUCACUACUACUACUGUUUCUUUUGCGGCUGCUUCUUCUACUACAAGUGGUAAAGGCAAUGAUACAUUAAUGGCCACUGCCGCCAACACCAUCUCUCGCCGGAAAAAUCAUCCAGUUUACCGGGGAAUCCGUUGCCGGAGCGGAAAAUGGGUCUCUGAGAUCCGAGAGCCUAAGAAGACGACACGUGUCUGGCUCGGUACUUAUCCGACGCCGGAGAUGGCUGCUGCCGCCUACGAUGUGGCGGCUCUAGCGCUUAAAGGCGGGGAAACCGCUUUGAACUUCCCGGAUUCCGUCGGGUCUUACCCUCUACCGGUUUCCUCCUCCGCAGCUCAUAUCCGAAUCGCUGCGGCUACGGCGGCUGCUACGGUUGGGGCUGCGGCUGCGGCUGCCAAUGCGGCUGUGAAGGAAGGUGGAAAGAAGGAAGAGAAAGCAGUUUGCGAUGUGGUGGGAUCGUCAACUAUGGAGUUUGUGGAUGAAGAAGAGCUAUUGAACAUGCCGGGUUUGCUAGCGGAUAUGGCGAAGGGGAUGAUGGUGGCUCCGCCGUGGAUGGGAUCUCCUCCGUCGGAUGAUUCGCCGGAGAAUUCCGACGGAGAGAGCUUGUGGAGCUAUUGA